AUGCGCACCUCCCGUAUCGCCCGCGAGACCGCCGUCGUCAUGCGUGCAUUGUCGUCGCCGUCGUCCUCGCGGAAAUUUCCAGCUCGACCCGACGACGCUCAAACGCGGAGGGUUUCAGACUCCGCCGCUGCGCCCGAGCAGCGGGAGCAGGAGCGGAACCAGCGCGCUGCUAAGAGCAGUAGCCCACCGUCGAUCAGGCCGGCGGCGAACCACGACAACGGCGCUGCCGACGACCAUGAACGCGGCUCUUCCUCAUCCGAACUCUCCUCCGUGCCUUCGUCCGACGGCGGCGGCGGCGAUUCUCCAGACCCAUUUCGGGGCCAUCGACAAGCGCCGGCAAAACCCACGACCACGGCGUCAUUGUCCUCCUCGACGCGCAAGCGCAAGCGGAGCGGCACAGCACCCGCUUCUGAAACCAAGCCGCCGCCGUCGCCGUCAUUCACCGCAAGUAUCGCCGACUCGUCGCGCGCGCGCACGUCGCCGACCUUACUCGAGCGCGCCGGCGAUGCGCGGGACGGAACGGUCAACACCAGCACAAAGGCGAAAAAGGCGCGCCGGGCCCCCGCAAAGAAGGCGGUCGCCGCGGACGGGUCCGUCAAGGUCGAACCGCCGCCCAAUUGGGAAGAGAUGUACGGCCUAACCGCCGAGAUGCGCUCCCGGGUGGUGGCUCCCGUCGAUACAAUGGGCUGCGAGAGUCUGGCGGACCGGAAGGACUCGCCGCUGGACCAGCGGCUGCAGACGCUGGUUGCGUUGAUGCUGUCGUCGCAAACCAAAGACACUGUCACGUCCGUCGCCAUGAAGAACUUGCAGGACAACCUGCCGGGCGGAUUCAACCUGCGCGCUCUGCUGGAAGUGGAACCGGCGCGGUUGAAUUCUUUGAUCGAGAAGGUCGGGUUUCACAACAACAAGACUAAGUAUAUCAAGCAAACCGCCGAAAUCCUGCGCGAUAAGUUUGACGGGGACAUUCCGGAUACGAUUGAGGGGCUGGUGUCCUUGCCCGGCGUUGGGCCCAAGAUGGCUUAUCUGUGCAUGAGCGCGGCUUGGGGGCGCGACGAGGGUAUCGGCGUGGAUGUUCACGUCCAUCGGAUUACCAACCUGUGGGGGUGGCAUAAGACGCGUAACCCUGAGGAAACCAGAGCCGCGCUCGAGGCAUGGCUGCCGCGAGAAAAGUGGCAUGCGAUCAAUCAUCUUCUCGUCGGCUUUGGUCAGACCAUCUGCCUCCCCGUAGGCAGGAAGUGCGGGGAAUGCACGCUUGCCGAAAAGGGUCUGUGUCCCGGCGCGGUUGUUGCGAAGAAGCAGACAACGGUGAAGAAGGACAGGUCCACUGUCAAAGUCGAAUUAGACGGCGAGACGGUGAAGCAGGAGAUUGUCAAAGAGGUUGCGGUGGAACGAAACGUCAAAGCCGAAGACAUUCCCGAGGCCAGCGUUAUGGAUAUCGAGGAUAUCGGCAAGCCCAGAAGCACACGAUCAUCCAGGAGACGAUGA
Messenger RNA from Diplodia corticola, 1485 nucleotides. RefSeq names its product endonuclease iii. Gene Ontology annotation, molecular function: oxidized pyrimidine nucleobase lesion DNA N-glycosylase activity; DNA binding; DNA-(apurinic or apyrimidinic site) endonuclease activity. The coding region runs from base 1 to 1485 and encodes 494 amino acids. Gene Ontology annotation, biological process: base-excision repair; nucleotide-excision repair; base-excision repair, AP site formation. Lineage: Eukaryota; Fungi; Ascomycota; Dothideomycetes; Botryosphaeriales; Botryosphaeriaceae. Gene Ontology annotation, cellular component: nucleus. The record is from RefSeq and is a predicted model, not a curated record. The transcript has a single exon.